This is a messenger RNA of Cuscuta epithymum, 2297 nucleotides long. NCBI's taxonomy places the organism in Eukaryota, Viridiplantae, Streptophyta, Magnoliopsida, Solanales, Convolvulaceae. The record is from the annotation of a GenBank genome assembly.
GUACACACUGUGGAUAAACGAGCUAAGAAAAUGGGAUAGGAGUACGGUGUAAAAGGAACUCGAGCUUAGAAAGACAAAUAAAUAAAGAAAAAGUGGUGAAAUCUAGGGGAAAAAAUCUCUAGUUUUCGCAUUCAGCAGCAUAGACUUUUGGCUGAAAGGAAGCAAAAUUUAGAGAGAGAAAGUCAGGAAGAAGAAGAAGACGUCGACACGGCAAGGCGACGACUUUCCGUUCUAGAUAGAGAAAGUGGAGACGAAGAAAUUAUCGGUUUGUUUCUUUCUUCUUUGUCUUCUGCAAGGGAAUUAGUGUGUCUGGCGAAAUUUGUUCGUUAGUGGGAGCUCAAACCCGGCGAAUUCGAUGGCUGAGAAGGAAGAAGGUUCGUCAUCGGCGCCUUCGAGACCGGCCCCGGUACGGCCGACUAUUACUCUGCCGCCGCGGACUUCGAUGGAAAGUUUAUUUACGGGCGGGUUUAACGGCGUAAGCCCAGGGCCUAUGACUCUGGUUUCGAGUUAUUUCACGGACGGAGAUUCGUGUCCCUCGUUCUCCCAGUUGUUAGCCGGCGCCAUGGCGUCUCCAGCUGCUUUUUCCGGUUACCGGCCGCAGCCUCAGCCAGUGGUAGUGAAGGAUGAGGUUGAAUCUAAGGAGGAACCCGGUGCAGGGAGCGGGGGAGAUGCAGUUUUUAGGUUUAAGCACUGUCGGCCGGCCGGAUUGGCAAUAUCUCAACCCUCUACGUUUACAAUACCUGCUGGUUUGAGCCCUGCGACUCUACUUGAUUCGCCUGGAUUCAGUGCGCUCUUUUCACAGGGCCAGGGCCCUUUUGGUAUUUCCCAUCAGCAAGCACUUGCUCAAGUUACAACUCAGGCUGUACAGUUAUCUCAAGUUCAAAUGCCUAAUCAACCAAACCACCCUUCUUCACAUCUACAGAUUAUUAAAAGUGCAUCUGAUCAGAAUCAUAAUAAUAGUAUGAAGGGACCAACUGAGGUUUCCUAUUCUGAUCAGAAAACAGAAUCUGCUUCCUUUCCUGUCGACAAACCCGCAGAUGAUGGUUAUAACUGGAGGAAGUAUGGGCAGAAGAAUGUCAAGGGAAGUGAAUUUCCCCGAAGUUACUAUAAGUGUACACAUCCAAAAUGUCCAGUCAAGAAGAAAGUUGAGCGUUCCCUUGAAGGCCAAAUAACUGAGAUUAUAUACAAGGGUCAACACAACCAUCCACCACCUCAGAAAAGAAAGGGUGCAAAGGAUACUGGAAACACUAGUGGGACCCAUGCUCUUCCUCAGUGUGGCUCUGAACCGAGCUCGGAGGGUCUGACUACAAAUAUCAACAAGCCCAAAGAUCUAGAAUCAAGUCAAGCCACACAUGAACAUGUGUCUGCCUCCAGUGAGAGUGAAGAGGUGGGUGAUGACAAUGAAACUAAAGCAGAUGGAAGAGACUACGAUGAUGAACGUGAAUCGAAACGGAGGGCAACAGAAGUUCAGGUUACAGAUCAAGCUACCACAUCUCAUAGGACUGUUACAGAACCAAGGAUCAUUGUUCAGACUACUAGUGAAGUUGACCUUUUAGAUGAUGGGUACCGGUGGCGAAAAUAUGGCCAGAAAGUUGUUAAAGGCAACCCUUAUCCAAGAAGCUACUAUAAAUGCACAGAUCCCGGGUGUAAUGUACGAAAACAUGUGGAAAGGGCCGCAAAUGAUCCAAAAGCAGUCAUAACAACAUAUGAGGGUAAGCAUAACCAUGAUGUCCCCGCAGCUAGAACCAGUGGACACAACACAUCAAACAACAAUGUCACCCCGCAAUUGAGGCCCCACAACACUGUGGGCCAACAGCAGGCUGCAGUUAGAACGAAUUAUUCUAGCAGCGAACAGCAAGUAGCACAACUGCAAUUCAAAGAAGAACAAAUAACCUGAUCUAUCGGGUUUCACACUAGAAGAUGGCUGGUAAGCCAAUCACAUACCUUCCCCGAACCGAACAACUGAUCUAGCUCUCAUCGUUGAUAUUGGCCAUAUAUAUUUAUAGAACAAGAAAUAGGAAGGUUUCACCCAGAAACCUUUGUGAACUUGAGAAAAGGACUUAUUGUAUGGUUAUUGUUAUUACGAGUGUGUAUUCUUUUCUUUGUAAAUGCCUUUUUAUAGUCCAAAGUUUUCACAAUUUCUUUCUUCUUGUUUUUGGGGGAUCGGUUGCAAUGUCAUAAACUUGGAAUGCUUGAUUAUCGAUUGAUCCACUUGAAACUGAUUUUUAAUAUACUUAAAAAGGUUUGUACUCCAAGACAACUACUUUUUCAUCUGCCACCAUCGCAGGAAUUUCUAC